Messenger RNA from Ornithodoros turicata, 2108 nucleotides. RefSeq names its product scoloptoxin SSD14-like. Gene Ontology annotation, cellular component: plasma membrane. Lineage: Eukaryota; Metazoa; Arthropoda; Arachnida; Ixodida; Argasidae. Gene Ontology annotation, molecular function: glutathione gamma-glutamate hydrolase. The transcript has 11 exons. The record is from RefSeq and is a predicted model, not a curated record. Bases 86 to 1975 code for a protein of 629 amino acids. Gene Ontology annotation, biological process: glutathione catabolic process.
CUAUCUGAGAGGAACCAGAAGACCCUUUGCCGCUGUCGGUCGCGUGUGGUUGCAGAGCGACCGGGUUGUGAUUGUGUGUUGUGUCAUGGGUGGCAAAGUGGGUGAAAAGUCUCAGCUCGUACAGCGACGUCCUUCCAACACAUACGGUUCCAUCAAGGAAGAUCCAGAUGCUUCAAAGACGCCGUCAUCUUCGCCCGGCACUCACUUUACAAAGAGAGACUGCAUCAUCGUACUGGUGGUGGUAGCUAUUGCCGUCAUUGCAAUCAUUGUCACAUUGUCCCUUGGCCUGCCGGUCAUCAAUGAGAAACGGGCACAGUACUUCAACAUCACCUUCUCUGCAUCAUCAUCACCUCUCAGGACGUUCCAGAAAUCAGCCGUCAUUGCUGACGCAGAGCCCUGUGCUCCUAUUGGCAGCAAUAUUCUUCAAAUCGGAGGAUCAGCAGUGGAUGCAGCGAUUGCAAUGUUACUAUGUGACGGUGCAGCUAAUCCCCAGAGUAUGGGCAUCGGUGGUGGGCUCUUCAUGACUGUGUACAUUAAUGGGUCGGAUGCAGUGGAAGUUAUAGAUGGACGAGAGGCUGCACCACAGGAUGCCACAGCGGAUAUGUUUCUUGGCAACAGCUCACUGCUUCAUUCAGGGCCAUUGUCAGUUGCAGUCCCUGGGGAAUUGAAAGCAUACUGGACAGCUCAUCAGAAGUAUGGCAAACUGAAUUGGUCAUCGCUAAUAGACCCUACAGUUCACCUGUGCCGUAAUGGAUUUCCUGUUGGAUAUCAUUUGGCUGCCACUUUGAAGGAUUUGAGACAGGAAGUUCUCAAUGAACCCACUCUUCGGGAGCUGUUCUAUAAUAACAACACUCAAGACAUUUAUAAGGAAGGCGAAUACAUGAGACGCCCAGUCCUGGCUGAUACACUAGAAGAAAUUGCGAAGAAGGGAGCGGAUGAGUUCUACAGCGGGGAGAUAGGUCGAAAGUUCGUGGAAGACGUAAGACGUUUAGGCGGGCUGAUCACAGAAGAGGACUUGAAGGCGUACAAAGUCAAAGUGAAGGCAGCCACUAAGUCUACUGUUUCUGGAGGUCUGAAGCUGUACAGUGUACCACCUCCAGGAAGUGGAGCAGUACUUUCCAUGAUCCUUAACAUCAUGGAUGGCUACAACUACACCAGUGCCAGCGAGGACCUUAGCAUUGACGAUACAACACUGAUGUACCACAGAUUUGUAGAGGCUCUCAAAUUUUCUUUCGCAAAGCGCAGCUACCUCGGCGACGAGGACUUCGUCAAUGUUUCAAGUCAUGUUGCGGACAUGCUAUCCAGACAGUAUGCCGACUCUAUUCGCGAGCAGAAAAUAUCUGACAAGGAGACACAUGAACCUGAGUACUACGGUCCAGAUGGGUUCAACGCUGAAAACAAAGGAACAGCCCAAGUCUCAGUGCUGGCACCAAAUGGCGACGCUGUUUCUGCAACGAGCACCGUAAAUGCAUAUUUUGGUGCACUGUUGAGGUCCACAUCCACUGGUAUUAUUCUAAAUAAUGGCAUGGAUGACUUUUCUGUUGAAAAUGCUACGAAUCGGUUUGGCGUCCACUGGUCCCCGUCCAAUCUGAUUGCGCCGGGAAAGCGACCAAUGUCAUCUAUGUGUCCAGCGAUCUUACUUGAUGCAGACGGUAAAGUCAAAAUUGUGUACGGCGGUGCUGGUGGUACAAGGAUCACAUCAGCUGCGGCUCUUAUACUGUUCAGAAAUUUAUACUUGAAGGAGAACAUAAAGCAGGCGAUCGAUGGCCUUCGCUUGCACCACCAGCUCUUUCCCAAUGAAAUUUACUACGAGAAAGGCUUCCCUCGGGUGCUGCUAGACUCCCUACGAGAUAUUGGACACAGACUCAAGGAAGAAGUGGAACAUUCCUCUUUCCAGGGCAUCGUGCGGCUAGCAGACGGCACCGUAACAGCGAACAUGGACAACAGAAAACGAGGCAGCGUGGAAGGGGUUUAAAAUUGCCAAGUUCUAGCGGCAGCUAUUGAUUUCAUGCAUCAGAGGCAUGGAAUCGUGAAACAUUUUAGCAGCAUCCCCUGUAUAUUUUGUAUACCCAUACAUUACAGAGACUUAUUAAAUUAUUUGUAAGGUA